AUGCUGAGCAGGUUGAUGAGCGGCAGCAGCAGGAGCCUGGAGCGCGAGUACAGCUGCACCGUGCGGCUGCUGGACGACAGCGAGUACACCUGCACCAUCCAGAGAGAUGCCAAAGGCCAGUACCUGUUUGACCUUCUUUGCCACCACCUGAACCUUCUUGAGAAAGACUAUUUUGGGAUCCGCUUUGUGGACCCAGAUAAGCAGCGGCAUUGGUUGGAGUUCACAAAGUCUGUGGUGAAGCAAUUGAGAUCGCAGCCUCCGUUCACCAUGUGUUUCCGCGUGAAGUUUUACCCUGCAGAUCCUGCUGCGCUGAAAGAAGAAAUAACCAGGUAUUUAGUCUUCCUACAGAUCAAAAGGGAUCUCUACCAUGGCCGUCUCCUCUGUAAAACAUCAGAUGCUGCCUUGUUAGCAGCUUAUAUCCUUCAAGCGGAGAUUGGGGAUUAUGACCCAGGGAAACACCCUGAAGGCUACAGCUCCAAGUUCCAGUUUUUCCCGAAACAUUCAGAGAAGCUGGAAAGGAAAAUUGCUGAGAUUCACAAGACAGAACUCAGUGGUCAAACACCAGCAACAUCAGAGCUGAACUUUUUAAGAAAAGCACAGACAUUGGAGACGUAUGGAGUGGACCCUCACCCAUGUAAGGAUGUGUCAGGAAAUGCUGCAUUUCUGGCCUUCACUCCUUUUGGGUUUGUCGUUCUGCAAGGAAACAAGAGGGUCCACUUCAUUAAAUGGAAUGAGGUGACCAAGCUGAAAUUUGAAGGAAAGACUUUCUAUUUAUACGUAAGUCAGAAAGAGGAAAAGAAAAUUAUUCUCACAUAUUUUGCUCCAACUCCAGAAGCAUGCAAGCACCUUUGGAAAUGUGGAAUCGAGAACCAAGCCUUCUACAAGCUGGAGAAGUCAAGCCAAGUCCGCACAGUGUCCAGCAGCAAUUUAUUCUUUAAAGGGAGCCGGUUUCGAUACAGUGGCCGAGUUGCAAAGGAAGUAAUGGAGUCGAGUGCAAAGAUCAAACGGGAGCCACCAGAAAUACACAGAGCAGGGAUGGUUCCCAGCCGCAGCUGUCCCUCCAUAACCCAUGGCCCAAGGCUGAGCAGUGUCCCUAGGACCCGGAGAAGAGCUGUUCACAUCUCCAUCAUGGAAGGCCUCGAGUCCCUCCGGGACAGUGCCCAUUCCACGCCAGUGCGUUCCUCCUCCCACGGGGACACCUUCCUGCCUCAUGUGAGAAGCAGCCGGGCAGAUAGCAAUGAGCGAGUCGCCGUGAUUGCAGACGAAGCCUACAGUCCUGCAGACAGUGUGCUGCCCACCCCUGUGGCUGAGCACAGCCUGGAGCUGAUGUUGCUUUCCCGGCAGAUCAAUGGGGCCACCUGCAGCAUCGAAGAAGAGAAGGAGUCUGAAGCCAGCACUCCAACAGCUACAGAGGUGGAGGCCCUUGGGGGAGAGCUGAGGGCCCUGUGUCAGGGGCACGGCAGGCCAGAGGAGGAACAGGUGAAUAAGUUUGUUUUAAGUGUCCUCCGUUUGCUCCUUGUGACCAUGGGACUCCUCUUUGUUUUGCUCCUCCUCCUGAUCAUCCUUACCGAGUCUGACCUUGACAUUGCCUUUUUCCGCGAUAUCCGCCAGACCCCCGAGUUUGAACAAUUCCACUAUCAAUACUUUUGUCCCCUCAGGCGAUGGUUUGCCUGCAAAAUCCGCUCAGUGGUGAGCCUGCUCAUUGACACCUGAGAAGGCAUGACUCCUCCCAAUAACUAGCCAGGUGGACCAAGGAGCCCGGCUACCCAUUCCCAGCAAUGGGACCCAUCGCGGAACCAUCGGCACAUGUACCAAGUCCUCCUCUCAUGACUCAAAGUCCACAGCCUAGGAGGGUCAUUUCCCAGAAGAAAAAGAGGAUAGGCUCAUGCCCUAUCUAAACAAACUGGGAAAACUCAUUUCCUUCAGAGGUUCUUUCAAGAAAGGCUCAGCGACUCUGUUUCUCAUCCUCCCGAUUUGCAGGAUAAUUUUUGGUUUUGAAUUUUGAUUUUUCAUAGAUGUGUAUUAUUUUGAAAGUAUCAAAUAAAAAUAAUUUAUUUUACUAUUACGGAUUAUCGCAGUAGUGUCACCUAGCAGAUGGGACACUAGUUGAAGACUAGAGAGCUGUCGUCUUCUGUAUUGUGCGGGAGCUUUCCUACUGGGCUCCAGUAGGCUCAUCAGUGCAGCCUCAGCAGCACAGGCCAGGGGUCUGGACAAUGGGAACUAUCUGUAGGUUUUCCUGCCAGACGAGAUUUGAAAAAAGUAAACAUCCAUGUAGAAUGAUUAAAUGGAAAGUUGCUUCUUAUGAUGGUCUGAGUUGGAUUUUCUUUUCCUUUUGUUUUUUUCAAAUCUGAGCAGAGUGGGCAUCUGAAGGGACCACCGCUACCGCAGCAGCAGCAGCAGGGGUGGGGUAAGUCUGUCCCCUUAGACUAGAGAUCCUAGUGGGCAUCGCCAUGAGUUUUAUAUAAUGAACUUAGACUUCUGUGAUUUUUUUUUUUUCCUGAAGAACCUCAAGAUUUUUAUAGUGCUUCAGAGACAUUAGUUGAAUUCAGUGGUGCCUGAGAUAAGACUGUCAGAAAUGUCGGACAAAGUGUAGUUAACAGAAACGAGAACUUAGGUACCUAAGAAACUGUUGAGAUUCAGAGAGCAGUACCUAUUUUGUACCCCCCCCAAAAAAAAACUAUUUCAAUUUAUAUUUUAACAAGAUGUUAUUUUCUUAUCAAUUCAUAUUUUGUUUUUACUUUAUGGAUUAAGAAAAUAGAGCCUGAUGAACUAAAUGAUGCAAGAAAGAAACUAAUCUUGAGAAUGAAAAGCUUCAGAAAAGAGAAUUCCAAGAUCAACAAAGAGCCUUGGAAGGGACCAAGAAAAGGAUUUCUUUAAAUAGGCAUACUAAAAGAUGCCUACAAAAGAAAGAAAGCGAACGUGGCAGAAACCAACAAUUAGAUGUAGAAAUACUGCCCCCUAGGGUCAUCCUCUGCAUCAGGAAAAUAAGAGUUGUAGGAAAGUAUUUGCCAUUCUUGCUGAGGGAAGCUGUGGAAGCAUGCAAAGCAUAGCAUGUGAAGGGUGAGUGUGGGGUCCAAAGCCCAAGCUCUGCAACUCUUAACAACCACUCACAUACAAGAUCUCGUUUUCAUCUCAGGGAGAGAUUUCUAAGUCAUCUGGGGCCUGAGGACUUAUUUAAGGAUAGUCCGUAGACAUAUUCCUGGGACCCACACAAUAGUGGAGUGGCUGCUAACAUCACGUGAUGUUGGGCAGCCCCAAAUGCAGAACAGGAUGAGUCACUUGAAGAUUUGCUCUCCCCUAAUUUGUCCCCUGAAAUAGCAGAAUCAUGUCCAUGUACAGAGUAUAACAGACAUGGAAUUGACAGGGGGUGCAGGGUGGGGGGAGUGGAUUGUACAAUUCUAAAUGCCCUUUCAUCUAGACCAGGGGUUGGCAAACUUCUUCUGUAAAGUGUCAGAUAGUACAUAUUUUUUUUAUUUUGGUUUUGUGGGCCAUACUCUGUGGCAACUACUCAACUCUGCCAUCAUAGCACAAAAACAGCCAUAGGUAAUACAUAAACAAGGGAACAUGGCUGUGUUCUAUAACAGUUUAUUUUUAAAAAGACAGCUGAAUUUGGACCACAGGCCAUAAUUUGCCAACCCCAAUCUAGAUAAUAAAACUGCUCCUUACCAGUAUGUUAGCAGAAAGGGGGUUGGCUCUGCUCCCAUUCCUGACUUGCUAAAGGCCCAGGACCAUUUCCCAGUGGAGGCACUGGGGUUGCUUGUUUAAAGGGUGCUUGAACAACCAACCAGCAAAGAGGUAACUGAUGCCAAGAUGAGCAAGAUCAAGUGUUUAAAUGCUAAAACUCCACCAGAAGCUAAGAAUGGAAGAGGAAUGUCUGAUCAUUUCCAUACCAGCGACAAUUAGAGCAGAAUUACAAACAUCUAUUUACCAAGUGACAAGACAAACUGAAGGAGAUCCUAGUAAAACUUAGGGAUCACUUAGAACCAACUAUCCACUGCCACUUGUCAUCUACACAGGAAGGCUUUAUUUAGCACAGGACUGAAGUGAAAAGUAGACUCAGAGAUGAAAAGGCUGUCAGGAGAUAGGGGGCUGGUUUUAACCUGGAUAUCUACUGUCUUAUGCAACAUAGCAGAUUACCUUUUAGUGUAGUGUUCCUACCUCAGUCUGUAGAAUAUGGUGUUUCUAUGCAGUGAGUGAUAACCUUGACAGUGACCUUUCAUAUUCACAUUAAAGAGAGAUACAAUAUUCCAUUUCCUGGUAUGUUACUUGUGUCUAGAGUUCUAACAGUACAAUAGUCCAUACCACUUCCAACAGCUGGAUUUUGCUCUCUGAACAGAAACUUUUGGGUUAUUUUUUUCCAGGGCUUACCCCACAAAAUACAGAUAGUAAAAUCUCCUUCAAUUUGCUUUUCAAGUAGUGCUUGAAUAACAAACCUCCUUUGUUGGUGACUAGUCUUUUUGGUAUCGCCCCAUCGUUAAACAUUGUUCAGAUUUUUAACCUGGUUUUACUGUGUUCCACUAUGUCUCCCAUUUUCUCUCAAAAUUAGUUUGAUCUCAUUGUAGAAAAAAACAAUGGAUUCCAUAGCUUCAUCCAUCAGAGGAAAUAAAACUCUUACUAAAGAAUAGUGUACUGCAUCUUUAAGCAGUAGAAGGUAAACUACCUGCAAAUGUGAAUUUCUUAGUUUCAUUAAAAAGUAUAGUUGUAAACCUUUCGUGUGCCAAAAAUUCUAAGUUAUACUUUCCUUCAAAGCAAUGUACUUUUUUCUACAUAUGCAGUAUGUAGUUAGCAUAAAAUCAUUGGUGCCAUGAAAAUUAUUUUUAAACUUAAAUAAAUAUUUAAAUAUCA
Molecule: messenger RNA, 4845 nt
Organism: Lynx canadensis (Canada lynx)
Lineage: Eukaryota; Metazoa; Chordata; Mammalia; Carnivora; Felidae
Gene: FRMD5
Product: FERM domain containing 5
Exons: 14
Coding region: 1-1713 (570 amino acids)
Cellular component (GO): cytoskeleton
Molecular function (GO): cytoskeletal protein binding
Source: RefSeq, a predicted model, not a curated record